Acaulospora morrowiae is the source of this 1314-nucleotide messenger RNA. NCBI's taxonomy places the organism in Eukaryota, Fungi, Glomeromycota, Glomeromycetes, Diversisporales, Acaulosporaceae. The record is from the annotation of a GenBank genome assembly.
AUGUCAACAUUCAGCGGAUUUAAGUUGACUCUUGACAAGAUUUACGCUCUUUUAAAACACGCCAACAACCCACAUCUUCGACUAUCUGCAAUUCAUAUUGCCGGCACAAACGGGAAAGGAUCUACUUCGGCCUAUAUUGAUUUUAUUCUCUUAAAAUCAAACUUUAAAACCGGCAGAUUAAACACUCCCCACCUUUGCGAACCUCGUGAUUCCAUCAGAAUAAAUGGCGUGCCAAUCACGAAGGAAGAUUAUCAAAAGACUUAUAGCAUUAUUAAGACAAUAGAUUCCAAUCAUAACAUUGGUGCAAGUUUGUAUGAGCUAUUGGUUGCUACGGCAUAUUGGUGGUUUGAUGCUCAACGGGUUGACGUGGCUAUCGUGGAAGUAGGAGUCGGAGGACGAUUGGAUGCUACCAAUGUCUUUGAUUCACCUAUACUCAGCAUAAUUACCUCAAUUGGAUGGGAUCAUGAAGAACUCUUGGGGAACAGCAUUGAGGCCAUCUCAAAGGAGAAAGCUGGCAUCAUGAAACCAGAUUGCAAAGUCAUUAUCUCUCCACAAAUCGAAGAAGCUGCAAUGAAAACCUUGAAAAAUUGCGCCAUCGAAAUUGGUUGUUCACAUUCGAUUUGUGUCAUGCCUGCAAAAUGGAGUUCACAAAAGAUCGGAUAUGCUUCGCUGGAGCUCUUGGACAGCGUUCCUAUCGAAUUUCAUGUACCACUGUUGGGCGAUUACCAGUUGAACAAUACAGCCACAGCUGUUACAGCAAUCGAUCUUCUGAGGAAGACUGAGGUCAGAUUUUCCAAAAUCACUGAUGACAAUAUCAAGGAUGGGAUAGCAUCAACACGAUGGCCAGGCAGAUUACAAUAUAUAGAUGUUUCAUCCAUUUUGGGUAAUUCUGUGACCGAGAAGCUAUUAGUAGACGCCGCGCAUAAUCCUCAAGGAGCAAAGUUACUUCGAGAUUUUAUCGAUAAACUUUUGCAAAAGAAGGACAUUCAAAAAGUUCAUUGGAUUUAUGCUGCUACCAGGGGAAAAGACGUACGAAAAUGUCUUGAUUUGCUGCUAAGAGAUGGUGAUACAAUGAUCGCCAACACAUUCUCGAAAGUUGAAGACAUGCCAUGGGUCAAUUGCUGUGAGACAGAAGACCUUGUCACAUGGACAAAGGAAUUGAACCGAGAAAUCAAUAUCAGUACUGCGAAAAACCUAGUAGAUGCACUGCAGCAAGUAUACGGUAGGUAUGAGAAAGAGGGUGGAGUUGUAGUUAUGUCCGGAAGUAUAUAUCUGCUCGCAGAUUUGUACAGAUUGCUUGAGAUAAAUGAAUAA